Messenger RNA from Danaus chrysippus (African queen), 714 nucleotides. The record is from the annotation of a GenBank genome assembly. Lineage: Eukaryota; Metazoa; Arthropoda; Insecta; Lepidoptera; Nymphalidae.
AUGCAAGCGUUGUUCGAUUCUCAAAAAUCUGACAUUAGAAGCUUGAAUAUGUCAGGUUGGCAUGCACCGCUAGGGCCGCCAGGGCUCGGAGAAGGCAGCAGCGGCUUCGCGGCUAGCAUGGCGGAUACAGCAGCAGCUUCUCACAACCCUAAGUACAUGCACAAACGUCGUCGGCUCUCGCGUUUACUAGACAAGCUAGCCGUUCAGAUACGCAACAACAACCACUACCCUCGCUGGCUGAUGCUCGACUCCAACUGCAACGAGGCCAAGUCAGAAGACGCACCUCUCGAUCUCUCCUUGAAGUCCGAGACGCCUAAAGUUUCCAACGAGCCUAGCACCAAUGGCUACAUGUGUAACACAUGCGGGCAGACUUUCGCCGUUCACGACCGCCUCGCCAAGCACGUGGCCUCGCGUCACAGGGACCGACCUCCGGAGACAGCUCGCGCAUACGAGUGUGAGAUAUGCCGGCGACGUUUCGCCCGCUCGGACAUGUUGACGCGACACGCCCGUCUGCACAGCGGCGUCAAGCCGUACUCUUGCUCGGCCUGCGGGCAAGUGUUCUCUAGAUCAGACCACCUCGCCACUCACCAACGCACUCACACCGGCGAGAAGCCCUACCGCUGCCCGGCCUGCCCGUACGCAGCCUGCCGCAGAGACAUGAUCACCAGACACAUGAGGACCCACACACGGAAACCUCAACCCGCUGAAAUAUAA